This is a messenger RNA of Hibiscus syriacus, 841 nucleotides long. Its product is annotated as zinc finger protein 7-like. The transcript has a single exon. The record is from RefSeq and is a predicted model, not a curated record. Bases 234 to 707 code for a protein of 157 amino acids. Lineage: Eukaryota; Viridiplantae; Streptophyta; Magnoliopsida; Malvales; Malvaceae.
AAGGUAAAAAGAAAAGGCCAACCACCAAAUAUCAAACCUCAUUCUCUCGGAUCACCAUUUAAUAAUCCACUUCCCCCAGUUUAGUCCAAGUCUUUAAAACUAUAUCAAUUUUCUUAAAUCCCUCUGUAUUCUUUUAAAUUCCAAAAGAAAAAAAAAUAGUUUUCCAAAGAGAAGAAGCAGCUGAAACUGAAAGUAGAUCUACAAAACAAGAGGAGCUAAGGGUUAAUGAAGCAAUGGAAGAAGAGGAUCCUGGAGAGUGGUUGAACCUGGCACUCGGUGGGAACUUAUUACCAGCACGAGACUCAGAGUCUGAGUUGGACCCGCAGUUAAGACCAGUUCCUUCCAAGGUUUUCUCAUGCAACUUCUGCAAGAGGAAGUUUUACAGUUCACAAGCCUUGGGUGGCCACCAAAACGCCCACAAGAGGGAGCGAGGUGCAGCCAGAAGAUAUCAAUCCCAUAGGAUGAUGAUGAGUUUGCCGAUGAACAGUCAUGUAGUUCGAUCACUUGGUGUUCGGCCGCAUUCGCUUGUGCACAAAUCAACCAUAGAUAGAGCUGCUGCUGCAGCGAGAUUUAAUGAUACCUACACGGUGCAGUUGGCAGUUGAUGAUGGAAUGGAUUUUAUGUGGCCAGGCAGUUUCCGUUUGGAUCCUCAACCAUCUGAACGGCCAGCAGAACCAUCCAAGCUUGACUUGAAUCUUCGACUUUAAUUGAUCUAUCUACUCUCUUGUCCAAGUUUAGAAAUCUCUUGAACCUGGGAUUAUUGUCAGGCUCAGGCAUAAGUUUUGAGAUUAGUUGUACUUUACUGUAAACAUAGUGUUGAACAGAUUUUUUGUUUAUUUUA